Messenger RNA from Spodoptera littoralis (African cotton leafworm), 2556 nucleotides. The record is from the annotation of a GenBank genome assembly. Lineage: Eukaryota; Metazoa; Arthropoda; Insecta; Lepidoptera; Noctuidae.
AUGAAGACUGCGUUAAUGGUGGCUGAAAAGCCAUCGUUAGCACAGAAUGUGGCUAAUAUACUCAGCAAUGGCAAAUGCAGUACGACAAAAGCAUCGAACAACGCUUGUAACAUACACGAAUGGCACGGAACGUUUAAAAAUGAGCAAGUUCGGUUCAAAAUGACUUCCGUAUGUGGUCACGUUAUGAGUCUGGAUUUCACCGGCAAAUAUAAUAAUUGGGAUAAAGUGGACCCGGUCGAGUUGUUUAGUUGCCCGACGGAGAAAAAAGAAGCAAUGCCUAGACUAAGAAUACCAGCAUUGUUGGCCCAGGAAUCUAAAUCUUGUGACUACCUGAUUUUGUGGCUGGAUUGUGAUAAAGAAGGAGAAAAUAUUUGUUUCGAAGUAAUGAGUUGUGUGCAGGCUUACUUGAAGGGUGAUGUUUGUUCACCUCUAGUGACAUACCGUGCAAAGUUCUCAGCCAUCACAGACAAAGACAUCAAAGCAGCCAUGUUAAACCUUGGCAGGCCUAAUGAGAAUGAGUCCCGGAGUGUUGACGCAAGACAAGAACUAGAUCUACGUAUCGGUUGUGCUUUCACAAGAUUCCAGACUAAAUAUUUUCAAGGAAGAUACGGUGACUUAGAUGCGUCACUUAUAUCGUAUGGACCAUGUCAAACUCCAACAUUGGGUUUUUGUGUACAACGGCAUGAUGAAAUCCAGACUUUUAAACCAGAAACAUAUUGGGUGUUACGCGUCACUGCUAGUACUUCGGAAGGCAGGGAGUUACCAUUGGAAUGGAAAAGGGUUCGGAGUUUUGAGAAAGAUAUAGCUAAUAUGUUCCUUGCUGGUAUCAAGGAAAUAAAGGAAGCUGUUGUGGUGAACAUUCAGGCUAAGGAAAAAGUAAAACCUCGUCCUGUGGCCCUCAAUACAGUGGAACUGAUGCGAGUGGCCAGUGCAGGACUCGGUAUGGGACCGCAUCAUGCCAUGCAGAUUGCAGAAAGACUGUACACACAGGGUUACAUUUCGUAUCCCCGUACUGAAACCACCAGCUAUCCAGAGAACUAUGAUUUAAUGGGUACACUUCGUCAGCAACAGAAUUCGAACAAGUGGGGGGCAGAAGUGAGGGCCAUUAUUGCUAAUGGUAUCAAUAGGCCGAAGAAAGGUCACGAUGCUGGCGACCAUCCUCCCAUCACACCUAUGAGGCCGGCUGUGGAGUCAGACUUAGAGGGUGAUGCUUGGCGUAUCUACGACUAUGUGACUCGUCACUUCAUAGCCACGUUGUCCCGCGACUGCAAGUACUUGUCUACUGUCAUCACCUUCCAGAUUGGAUCGGAGACGUUCAAGUACACUGGGAACACACUCGUCGAUGCUGGGUACACUGAGAUUAUGCAUUGGCAGGCAUUCGGUAAAGAUGAGUUUGUGCCGUUACUGAACGUGGAUGAUGUACUGCGAGCCCACGAUCAUAGAUUGGUGGAGUGCCAAACGUCACCUCCCGACUAUCUCACUGAAUCUGAGGUAAUCACGCUUAUGGAAAAGCAUGGUAUUGGUACUGACGCGUCAAUCCCCGUGCAUAUAAACAAUAUUUGUCAACGCAACUACGUCACCGUCGGAAGUGGACGGAAACUUAUACCCACUAACUUGGGUAUUGUGCUCGUACAUGGAUAUCAGAAAAUCGACCCUGAACUUGUUCUACCAACAAUGCGAUCGGCUUUGGAAGAGCAGUUGAAUCUCAUAGCAGUCGGUCGGGCGGAUUUCCACGCAGUACUAAAUCAUACUACGGAAAUAUUCCGUAGAAAGUUCCAGUACUUUGUGAGGUCUAUCGAGGCCAUGGAUCAGUUGUUUGAGGUCAACUUCUCGUCGCUCAAGACUAGUGGUAAGGCGUUGUCAAGAUGCGGCAAGUGUAGGCGGUACAUGAGAUAUAUUCAGGCAAAACCAGCCCGUCUUCAUUGUUCUCACUGCGACGACACGUACGGCUUGCCUCAGAAUGGUACAGUCCGUAUCUAUCGGGAACUGAAAUGUCCUCUCGAUGACUUCGAGCUACUCUCUUGGUCUACAGGCAACAAGGGCAAGAGCUUCCCUCUCUGCCCGUACUGCUACAACCAUCCACCGUUCAGGGACAUGAAGAAAGGUUUCGGUUGUAAUUCGUGCACGCACCCGACGUGUCCUUACGGCGUCAACUCCACGGGAGUGUCCGGCUGUGUCGAGUGCGAGUCUGGAGUGUUAGUACUGGACCCCUCGGCGCCCAAGUGGAAACUAGCUUGUAACCGUUGCGACGUGAUAAUAAACGUGUUCGAGGACGCGACGCGCGUGUCGGUGUGCGAGCAGGCGUGCGCGGCGUGCGGCGCGCAGCAGGUGACGGUGGAGUACCGCGCCGAGCGCACGCGCCUGCCCGCCGCCAUCACCGAGAUGACGGCCUGUCUCUACUGCGAGCCCACCUUCAGCGCACUUGUGGAGAAACAUCGUGCCGUAGCGUCUCGCGCUCCCGUGUCUCGCGGGCGAGGCGGACGAGCGCGCGGGAACAAACACCGCAACAAACAGCCCAAGGACAAAAUGGCGCAGCUUGCCGCAUACUUCGUGUGA